GAACCUGAGAAAACAUGCAUGCCUGUUUGGCCUGAGGCAGAGCUGCUCCUGUUGGCUGCAGAUCUCCUCCCAGCUCACUACAGCUAAUGACACACACCUUGUCCCCCAGGUGCAGAGGGGACAGGGAGGAAGAGCUGAGACCCACCAGCACACGUCUGUGAACGUCAGGAUAUCAGAUCACUCAGCCGACACAGCAGCAGCAGGAUGAGGUCCAGAUAUUUCAAACUGUCGAUUCUGGCCUUUGUCACGGCCUCAGCUUUGGUGUUCCUGGGCUCCAUCAAGAAUGAGGUCCAUACCCACUCGGAGAGACUCGAGACGGCCCACCACAACGAUUCCCUCAGGGGCCAGGGGAUGCUCAGAAGGAUGGACAAGAUGGAAAAGGAUAUAAAUCGGCUGCGUGACAACAUUAAUAAAACCAUUCACCACAUGAAACCUUUUCUGUCUGCAGAGGAUUUAAAGGAGAAGCUGGACGACUAUGUCACCCUGAUCAACGAGGAGCGUCCAGGCCUGGUGAAGAAGAUCCACCACUCUGAGCAGCUCGGCCUCACGCAGGCCAGACUGUCGGGGUGGAAGGUUGCUGUGGGGGACGUGGUGGCCAUCUUGGACGCUCACAUCGAAGUCCACGUGGAAUGGGCAGAGCCGUUGUUAACUCGCAUUAAAGAGGACCGCACUGUCAUACUCACACCAGUGUUUGACAGAGUCAAUUAUGAUGACUUGACGCUGACUCCCUACGUGCCUGCAGCUGACGCCUUCGACUGGGCUCUGUGGUGCAUGUACGAGUCCUUCAGACCAGAAUGGUACGAUCUGAAGGACGAUUCGCUACCUGGCAAGAGUCCGUCCAUCAUGGGGAUUCUUGUAGCCGAUCGCAAGUUCUUCGGUGAGAUCGGGAGUCUUGAUGGCGGAAUGAAAAUAUAUGGCGGGGAAAACGUGGAGCUUGGCAUCCGGGUGUGGCUUUGUGGAGGCAGCGUGGAGGUCAUACCUUGCUCUAAGAUCGCUCACAUUGAGCGAUCUUCAAAGCCCUACCUCCCAGACCUGAGUGUGAUGAUGAAGCGGAACGCACUGAGGGUGGCGGAGGUUUGGAUGGAUGAAUACAAAUAUAAUGUCAACAUUGCCUGGAACCUUCCUAUGGAGAAUCAUGGGAUAGACAUUGGGGAUGUGUCAGAGAGGAAGAAGCUGAGGAAGAGUCUGAACUGUAAACCGUUUCAGUGGUACCUGGACAACGUUUACCCCUUAUUGGACCCCCUGAGUGACCUAGUCGGCUAUGGAUCUCUCAUAAAUGACCUGAAGCCAGAUCUGUGUAUAGACCAAGGCCCAGUUCCUGGGAACACUCCCAUUGUUUAUCAAUGUCACUUCUACUCUCCUCAGCACUGUUAUUAUCGUACUGAUGGACAGAUCUACAUCGGUGGAAUCAAAUCUCACAAGUACAACAGCAACCGCUGUCUGGUCGACUCCGGCUCUGGAGUCUACCCGGGGCUGUACGAGUGCAAAGUGGCCGUGCAGAAGAAGUUCCACAUGCUGUGGGAUUUCAAACAGGACGGACCGAUCCAGAACAGAGAUACGAAGAGAUGUCUGGAAAUUGCGAUGGACGAAAACAGCUACUACAAGCUUGUCGUUCAGCAGUGCACUGGGCAGAACUGGAAAAUUCAGAAUCUCAUAAAAGACCAUCUGCUGGGCCCCAAGAAGACAAUAUGAGAAAUGAGCCAUUACUGCAUGAAAAAAAACAGACCAACCUGGUUUGCUUUGAGUUUUUCACUGGACGGUUUCGAUUUUUAUUAUCAUGUUUUUGACAUUUAUCUUUAAAAGGAAU
Molecule: messenger RNA, 1807 nt
Organism: Paralichthys olivaceus (Japanese flounder)
Lineage: Eukaryota; Metazoa; Chordata; Actinopteri; Pleuronectiformes; Paralichthyidae
Source: RefSeq, a predicted model, not a curated record